Messenger RNA from Dujonia railenensis, 2694 nucleotides. NCBI's taxonomy places the organism in Eukaryota, Fungi, Ascomycota, Pichiomycetes, Serinales, Debaryomycetaceae. The record is from the annotation of a GenBank genome assembly.
AUGUUCUCGUUGACAACAAUUACCCAUAAAACAUCAGAUACGGCGCAUCCAUGCUUGAUGCUCACAAACAGAGAUGGAUCUCGGUACUUAUUUGGUAAGAUCCCAGAGGGAACACAGAGAGCUUUAAAUGAGAACAGAUUCAAGUUAGGUAAAUUGAAAAGUAUAUUUUUUACAGGAACCGCAUCGACUUGGUCGGAAUUAGGAGGUCUACCUGGAUUGUUUUUGACAAUUAGUGAUGCCACUGGGAAGAAUAUCGAUGUCUUCUCAAGUUCUAAGUUGUUAUCAUACGUAGUAGCUACCUGGAGGUACUUUGUUUUCAGGAAGGGUGUAGAGUUGAAAAUAGUUGAAGUAAAUGAAAAUGAGGUUAUUUCAGAUAGUAACAUUAACGUUACUGCACUUAAAGUUCAAUCUAGUAGAAGUUUAGAUAAGCUUAAAGAAGAUGGCACUGAAAACAAGGAAGUUCCAAUUAUAAUGAAUCGUCUUAGAAAGCUUAUAUCGAGACUUUUCCCUAUGGAUACGUCUGCCGUGAAUUCUGACGAUUUGAAUUCUUACAAAUCUGAUCCAUCCGAAUAUGAUAUGCAUACACAUGUUGAAUUACCAGACCCAAAUAUCAUUUGUAUACCUGAGAAUGAACCUUCCACAAGCUAUCUUGUGGAUUUCGUUCCAAUAAGAGGAAAAUUCAAUUCUAAGUUGGCAAUUGAACUUGGCAUCAAACCUGGCCCGAACUUCAGAAAAUUGACAGAAGGUAUCCCUGUAGAAAACGAGAAGGGAGAAUUAAUUGCGCCAGAUAGAGUCAUGGGUGAAUCCAGAUUCUUCCCAAAGCUACUCGUAUUAGAUAUACCUGAUAUGUCCUACUUACGAAAUACAAUCAAGAAAAUAUCGAAUACCAGCGACAUAUUAUUGGUCUACCAUUUUUUGGCUGACGAUGUUGACUAUGCUAGCGAUGAGUAUAUUAGAUUUAUGCAAUCGUUUGAUUCUAAUUGUAAACACGUUAUAAGUCAUAAAUCAGUUGCUGCUGAUGUCAUUGUGUUUAAGACUUCGGCAAUAAAUAUUUUAAAAUUGAAAGCCUUACAGGCUGAUUGCUUCAAUUUACCUUGUACAUCAAAAACUACAAAGGCUUCAAUAAACAAAGAAUUAACUUUAAAUUGCACUCCUUUACAUCAACUACAGCAAUUUGAAAUUGAACCUAGUGAUGCAGGAUCUAGUUUCACUGUGAAAGAGAUUAAUGGGAAUCUUGAUGGAACCAAAUCUUGGUCUGAUCUUUACGAAGAAAAUGUCGUUCCUUUGAAUGUAAAAAAUAUAUCCAAGGAUGAUACUAUCAACUCUCAGCCUAUACUGUUGGGGCCUAUUGAAGGAACCUUAAAAGACCAAGUUCAAAUUAUGACUUUAGGUACUGGUUCUGCAUUGCCCUCUAUGUUCAGAAAUGUGAUCUCUACCUUGGUUAGAAUACCGUUUGUAGAUGAUGGAGCAGUUAAAUUUAGAUCUAUAUUGUUGGAUGCAGGUGAGAACACAUUAGGAACAAUGGUAAGAAAUUUUGGUCAUAAUAACGAAGAACAAUUGACUCAGGUAUUUAAAGAAAUGGGAAUUAUUUACUUAAGUCACCUACACGCCGAUCAUCAUUUAGGGAUAGUUUCCAUUGUCAAAAAAUGGUUUGAAGUAAAUAACGAUAAUAAGGAAAAGAUUUUAUAUCUAGUCACGCCUUGGCAGUAUAAUAACUUUAUUAGUGAAUGGUUCAAAGUAGAAAGAGACGAUUCAGACUUAGUCGACUUCUCCAGGGUAUCGUACUUAAGCUGUGAAGAUUUCUUAUUGAAUGAGGCCAAAUCUCCAGAGUUUAAGCGUUUCUCAAUGGAGGAGUUUGAAAAAGAAUUUGAUUCCAAUAACCUCAAUAGAAAAAUGCCUAGAGCUCCGCUUCAGCCUACCAAACAUGAGAUUAUCCAACAAUUAAGGAGCGACUACGGAUUGGAGUCAAUAGCCACAUGCAGAGCUAUUCAUUGUCAUUGGGCCUACUCUGUUACCCUUAAUUUCAUUUUAAAGAAGGGAGAGUCGAAUCCAAGUGAACAUUUCAAAGUAUCGUACUCUGGAGACACCAGACCGAAUAUUGAGUUUGCUAAUAUAGGAUAUGGAAGCGAUUUGCUCAUCCACGAGUCGUCGUUGGCGGAAGAUUUGAUUGAGGAGGCAUUAUCUAAGAAGCACUCUACGAUGAUCGAAGCGGUAACCAUGUCUAAAUUAAUGAGAUGCCCCAAGAUUAUAUUGACUCACUUUUCCACAAGAUACUCAAAUAGAGCUGACUUGUCUGUGGAUUCUGAGUCAUUGUACAGACUAGGAAUGACGUUGAAGAAUUACUUGAAUGAACAUGGGCUCAGAAGGAAUAUCAUGUCAUAUGACGAAGAAUUGAAGACAGGAAGUUACCAAAAGAAUUCCGAUGCCCUUCUGUAUUCCGACUUGGAUAUUUGCUAUGCAUUUGAUAUGAUGACCAUUAGGUAUAAGAGCUUGCAACUGAGCAAAUUCAAUUACAAUGAAAUGCUUCAAAUGUUCGAAUCUGAAGCAUUGGAGAAAAACUCUGGUGAUGCCCAGACGGUAGAGUUGAAGAGAAUGAAACAGUUAGAAAGACAUAGGGAGAAGACAGAAGCCAAAAGAGAUAAGCGUUUAGGGAAAAAGAAACGCAGAACCAGUGACGAUGAGUCAAGCUCAUAG